GUCAUUGUGAUCUUGCCUAACCACACAGGACCUCAAACUUUGAAGUUUUCACCUCUCUAUAUUCCUCUUGAUUUGGUUUUGAAAAAGUGUAUUUCAACCCUCCCUGUAUAAUUAAUGUAGGUAUUGAUUUUCGGAAUUAACUGAAACAUCAAUCGUGCUUGUAUAACUUUGGUGUCUUCAUGGUUUCUAAGUGAAAGUGAAUUCACAUUCAUGUUUUAACUUAAUUUGCUCAUAAUUCCUGUCCAGAGGAUCUGUUAAAAGGCUUUUUUGGCGAGUCCGAAAACAUCCAUGAAGGAGCUUGUGCUGCAGCGAUUGCGUAACAAGGUCGUUGGUCGUUCCGAAGAAAUUUUUGCAAGAGGAAGGAGCUUCUUUUUACGGAGCUGAGGCCUCUGCCCCGUGGUGUCAGGCAUGCCAGGAAGCUUGUAAGUUAAAACGCAGGCUUCUAUCCACCACGGCAACGAAAGGCAGUUUGUUCUAUUGUAAACCACGACUACGUCCUCGCAGCCAGUUUUACAGGUCUUAACUCGAAAUUACCUGAAGCCGGUUCCGUAAAUCUCGACUACGUCCUCGCAGCCAAUUUGUUUCACAGUUGUGAAUUUUACCCAGACUACUCGACGACGACGUCGCCUAAAAAGCAACUGCGAAGAUGUCGAUAAAACACGCAUCGCGGGGGAAGACCAAAGAUGGUCUCGCGCUUAUUCCCUACUUCUAUGACUCUCUCCACAUGUUGGAGUGUUCUGCUCCCCAGUUUCAGUUUACGCAGCACGCCAAGGAAGAUAAAUCCGACAGCAAUGGAAAGUGGCAGUGUCACAUUACUGUGAUGGAUACGGGAGUCGGAAAGGAGAUGACGUACAAAUAUAUAUGCUAAAUGUUUUUGUUUACGUUCAUUCUAAGUAGAAAAGAAUACGAUACGCUGCGUAGUCAGUAGAACGUUGCCCAGGGUUCUUGCUUGUGGCGAAUCUUUUUAUGAUUCAUCUCUCAAUUGUGGCAAAUGCAGUAAAAAUCUGAGAAUUUCAUUCUCCUUCAGGUAUACCCACGAGGAGGGUGUCACGCAAAAGAAACAUGCACAGGAGUUGGCAAUUAUUGGUUUUUUUGCACAGCGCGGGGCUCCUUUGGAUUUGAGCCGGUUUCAUGGACUUGGAGAGGUGGAGGGUCCCAUUCGAACGGGGAAGCCACGCGUUGGUCGCGCAGCAGAGAAAAAAGAGGCUGAGGUGGCUAUGUUCAAGGGCUUUGAGCAUUUGGCGAAGCCACCUGGCGCAGAAACGUUGAUCGCAAAGUACGGCCCGACUGACGCAGAACUCCGAGCAAUGGAGUACGACGCCCAGUUAGACGAGGUUGACGACAGCGACUUGGUAAAACUCUAUGGUGGGAACAAUAUGCCGGAACAAGGUGCCAUUCCACCACCUGGGGGUAUUGGGGGUAUCGUUAUUCCACCGGGAGGAGGCGGCCAGCCGAGUAUGAUGGUACCAGGCGGCAUGACGGGACCGCCAGGAAGUAUGGCAGGUGGAACCGGUGGUCCGAGUGAAGCGUUUUUUGAUCCGAGUGAUAUUGCUCCAUUAGCAGAUGUGAUGGAUAACCCGGCUAUUACCGGAGAAGAUGCAGGAGCCAGCAGUUCGGCUACAGGAGAUGACAGAGGAGCAGAGAAAAAAGAGGACGCGGAAGAUGAAGAGAUAGACGAAGAAGAGGCACUGCGACUAGCAGGUGCGGACCCGGCGGACGUGAACGACGAACCAGAACUGCUCGAUCUCGGUCUAGAAGCUGAAUUAGGCUUGCCCUCAGCCUCAGCGACUAGCAAAGCGGGAGGAAAAGUAAUACGGGCGACGGGAGACGGCGGCCUGAAGAAGGAGGUGGUUGCAGUACCGAAAGCCACUGCAGACCCACCUCCAGCGGUGAUGAAGGCAACGGCGCCGCCCCCGCCGCCAAUAGUAGGACCGGGAUUGCGACCGUUGAGCAGUGCGGGACUGGAGAACCUGCACUUGGCGACCCAGCGGGCUGUAGCCAACAAGGGCGGCGGAGGACGAUGGGGCGCUUAUGGCGGUAUGUACAAUAACAUGAGUUGGGGCGGCUCCAGCUCCUCCUCAGUGGCGGGUAGUGUCGCAGCCGGCCCUAACGCCACUUUCUCUAAGGCCGGCUCCGUGGCCGGGGCCAACGACGACGCUAUGUCCACGGUGAGCGGCUACACCUCCACUAUGUCUAACUGGACGUCGCCGUGGUCGAUGAUGGGAGGUCCAGGAGGCUCCAACAAACGUGCUUUGCCAGGCACGCACCGAAUGCAGGCUCUUCCGCGAGAAGCGAUGAUGAAGCGGAGGAAGAAAGAGGACGAACGGCGGAAAGACCAGAUGCGUGGCCCUGGUGUUUUCAUAGACCGCGAAGACGGCACUCGCGUCUUCCGCACUAAAAAUGGCGUAGACGUCCCAGAGCCGAUCAUGGACAUCCAAGGUUUAUGGGUCUUGCUGGAUCCCCACAAUCGUCCUGUGGGUGCCAGCGGUCCAGGCACUUUCUUUAAUCCCGCAGAUGCGGCAGACCAGGGUUUGAAACCGGCGUUGGGCCAGCAAGGCGCGCAGGAUGGACCGGAUAGUAUCAAGAAAGCCAAAGUUUUCGUGGUGGAAGAGAAUGCGUUUCGCGCAAGUAACGCGUCCGAUAGACAAAAGCAGCUGAUCAUGGCCGACGACGGGAGCCCCGAGUUCGUCUAUGUCGACGACAACGAAAACAAAGUACGCGGACUCGUCCAAAAUGACCAGCGCACGAACAACAAAAUUAUUCACUGGGACAACGGCGACCAGUGGGAACCAGCGGUGACGCCGCUUCUGCCAGAAGAGAAGGACGACGAAGAGACCUAUGGUUUCGAUUUGUGUAAUGGGAAACAAAAUUUAAACAUUUUUUUCCAGAAACGCAAAUUCUCGAUGGAGACCAUCGUAACGGACCCUCUUACAGUCGUGCCGGGUUUCCGCGGCUCCGUGGACAUGAUGGUGAACAGUCGCGAGCGGCUGCGCUGCUCUGUCGUGAGCGGGAGCAAGAAGGGCGCGGGAUGCGAGUUGGCGAUGCGCGUCUGCAAAAUGUUGUGCCGCAGAAAAAUGAUCCCGAAAGCCUCAGAACAGGGUGCAGGCGCCUCCACUCCAGAGGCACUUAGCAUUACCCCAGAGACCUUUGGCUUGUCGCAGCACAUGCGAGGCGUCCUAAAAAAAUUCGUGACGGACACGUGUAACUUCUCGCCAGUCGAGUUCGACCAACAGGCCAGCGUGAUUGACGUUGCCUUGAAGAUCGACGCCGCGCCUUGGUCCAUGAGCGCGAACUAUGAGUCCGAGGGCGCAAUCGCGUGGACCGAACCGCGUGCUUGCCCGGACCCGUGGGGCAGCACGCAAGGCGGCGGUGGACCUUCUGCACAUGCCCGCUCACGUGGAAACAUGUAUGGUGGCGAUUCGGAGAACCAGAAGUUGUUACGAGAAUUACAGCAGAAACAGGGUAAUCACCUGUAUCAGAUGAUGCAGCACGACCGGACGAGAUUGCCCAUCUGGAACAUGCAGCACGAAAUUGUACGAGAGAUCGAGGGCACACCCGUAGUUUUGGUGCAGGGCAGCACGGGUUGCGGUAAAACGACGCAGAUUCCCCAGUUUCUGCUGGAUUACUACAUCGGUCGGAACAAGGGAGUAGACUGCAAUAUCAUCGUGACUCAGCCCAGGCGAGUGGCCGCGAUCUCAGUUGCCGAGCGUGUGGCACAAGAGCGAGGCGAGGCCCUAGGAACCAGUGUAGGUUACAUGGUGCGCUUUGACCAGGUACUGACUUCUUUCGGAUAUUAUCUAUCAGCUGCUUGAAUGGCUAUCCCCAUGUUUAUGUUUUGGCUUUAUACAUGAUAGUUCACUCUUUCUGGUGUUGGUGAUUCUUUCCUCAUAAAGACUAUAGCUGCCUUGAUUAUAUUUAUUCUGUCUGAAUAAACUCCCCGUCCGCCUAGGUGAGCCCUCGUCCCUCCGGAUCCAUGGUUUAUAUGACCGUUGGUGUGCUCCUGAAGCGGCUUGCGGCUGGUUUGCAUGGCAUUUCGCACGUCAUCAUUGAUGAGGUCCACGAGCGCGAUGUGAAUACGGAUUUCCUUCUUAUCGUGCUACGUCGCCUCAUCGGAAGCAAUCCUCGCUUGCGCGUUGUGCUCAUGUCCGCGACAAUCGAUCUCCAGAAGCUGCAGCUCUACUUCGCGCGCAGAAACACGUGUCGCAUCAUCGACGUGCCUGGCCGCACCUUCCCUGUCACGUGUUACUACCUAGAAGACGCGAUUGAACUGCUAAACUGGAAGGCUCCGAAGCGAGACACCGAGAGGAGAGAGCGAUGGAACGGCGAUAUCGUCUUGAACCCAAACAUGCGAUACUCAGAGGACACGGAAUGGACUGUGCGAUCUAUCAAUGAGAACGAACUACAGCUCGAUCUCAUAGAAAAAAUCAUUGCAUACAUUAUCAUGCAGGUAUAUCUUUACUAUCGCCAUUAGUUUUCCUUUUCCCUCAUCUGCCUUACAGGUUAGUCUCUUCAUCCAAUACUAUCCACAUUUCAAGCAGGAAUAGAACGCCGUUGGUAUCUAUUGUUUCUUAUAGCGGCGAGUCUUUUUCAUCAAGAGAGCCGUUCUACGUUGUGUUUUCUUAGAUCUCAUCAACAACUCUUUAAAUCCUAACAUGAACCAUAACCUUAGCCUCGAGUAGCUUCAUCCGAAAUAAACCACACAGGACUUGAAAGGUGGCGUUCUCAUUUUUCUGGCUGGUUGGGAUGAGAUUGCGCGCUGCCUAAAGCAUCUGAGACGGCAAUCUCACUUGCAGAGUUGCUACUUUUUGCCGCUGCACUCUCAAGUUCCCAAAUCCGAACAACACUUGGUCUUCCAGAACCCCGGACAUGGAAGAACGAAGGUAACUUUAUAAAAUAUUAGACAUACUACAGGAGUUCUUGUGAGGAUGAAACAAAUAGAUGAAUUACUACCUACUUUGCUGUUCUCUCUGCACAUCGUAGAGGAUAGGGAUAGCGAUCGGGGGUUAUUUGUGGUUAACCAUUCGCUCUCUUUUUCGAACGUCUGUAGGAUUUUGGAAAAAUAUUUUUCCAUGAUUGAUGACCUGACCCAGCUAUCCUCACGCUUAUCUCAUACAAUUUCAGGUUGUCCUCGCGACUAACAUCGCAGAGACCUCAGUGACGAUUCCGGAUGUGUCGUAUGUGAUCGAUACUUGCAAAUGCAAGAUGAAAUAUUUUCGACCUGUACACGACGCGCUGCUGGGCCAGCUUGCUCUCGGAGAUUCCAGCUCAACGCGGGCCCACCCAUUGAUGUCACGUAUUUGCUUAUCUGAUUUGAUGGUGAAUUUUCGAAGAGAUUCUUACAAGAUUGCAUCUGCAUAUGCGUCUACAACUAUGAUGUAAGUGAUGAUGCUUGUACUUGUUGUACUAGCUUCACCCCUUGCUGGGUACAUCAUCAAGGGAGAGUGCGAUGCUGCAUUAUAAAGAACAGGAGAAAGGAGCUUCAUACCUGUCUUCCAAAAAUUAACUUUGGCAGUCUGCACUGAGCUUUGUGCGAGAUUAAUUGUAUUGCAUCCAUUGUAUUGUAUUGUAUCGCAUUGUAUCGUAUAGGUAUGGAUAUCCACUGGGCCGCGAAGCAUAACUUGAUCCAGCGUAUGGGUCGUGCGGGCCGAACACAUUCUGGGGUUUGCUUUCGUCUUUGCACCAAGUGGCGAUUUGAUCAGUUACCGGAUAUCGUGCUGCCGGAGAUUCAGCGCGUGCCUUUACACCAAAGUGCGUUGAUGGUGAAGUGGUUGCGCUUGGGGGAGAUUAGUGCGUUUUUAGGGGAAGCAUUGGACCCGCCAAGCCAGGAGAACAUAAACCGAGCAAUCCAGGUAUUUCAUUUUCAAUCUCGGAGUUAACUUGAGAACAAAUUCGCUAGAUUGUUAUGCGCUUUUGCUGGCGGCUGCGGUGCCGCGAGCGACAUGCAGGAGCUACAUUGCCUCGAUAUCGGGCCCCGUUCGUGUACACGCCCAAAGGGUCAGGAGGGUGGGGUUGCUUGGUUUUAUUAAUUUCAGGGGUGUCGGGGGGCGGCCUGGGCAUGCGGCUGCCUUUGUACAGGAGCAGCGAAGAGCGCUCCUGGGGUUGUAUCCUCUCGCUCCCAUCGGUCCCCGCUGCCGCGUUGAUUCCCGCCGACGCUUUGGUCGCUUUGUCAAAGUGUUUGUUGGGCCCAAGGCUAGUAGUGAGUAGGGGACGCCGCGCCGCGGCGUGGUGGCCAGGGAGUGAGAGCGAGCGGCUCGCCGCGCGGCCCCUCGCGGGGGUGCCCAUGCCCAGUCUUGGCCUUCGGCCUACCUUUUGUUUUUUCUGUAAGUAUUCAAUUUCAGCGUUCUUGCUCGUGUUGUGCUUGCCGCGAUGGAUCUGGUUUAUCUAAGUCUGAGGCUUGUCAUCCCCACUUACAUACUACGGCGACGUGACUACUUACUACUCACCAUGGAUAAAUAGUGCGGGAAAGACAUUAAGCACCUUCAUCACCACACAGGUUUUGCAAGAGUUAUAUGCGAUUGAUCAGUUCCAGAGGUUGACCCCCUUGGGUGUGCAGAUCAGUAAGCUCCCGAUUGAGCCCCGCAUGGGUUAUGCGGUUCUCUUAAGCUGUCUUUUAGGCGUAGCACACCCGAUGUGCGUGAUUGCGGCGGCGUCAUGUUACCAGGAUCCAGUGCGUCAGGACUCUCCGUUAAAAUCGAGUUAUUCACAAAACCCGAACUACAGUGACCAAAUCCUUCUCUUAAAGAUCCUGUACCAGUUGCACGAUACCCAGAAGUAUCUGAAUCCGAACUACUGCCGGGACAACGGCGUGAAUGGAAACGUCGUCCGAAUCAUCUUCGACUCCGCGAAGCAACUGGAACUGAUGCUGGUACCCCUUUGCUCUCUUUUACCAAUUAAUAGGCCCUAGAUUGUCUUUGUGUACUCCUACUGUAGUUCAUAAACAUGUUGAAGAUCAUAAUGGAACUCUCUUUCAUACAUUGCAGGAACGAAUGUAUUACUAUGCUCCAAAAUGAAAUUAUCAGCAUCUUCAACAAACCAAUCGAUCGUUCUAUCCUUUAAAAACUACUAGCAACAAAUGGGCUUCGAUUCGCCAGAGCGUGUUCCCUGGAACAAAGCAAGGUGGGACCAGCUGCAACUUUUGUUGGCGCUAAGUGUGGACCAUUUUUCGAUGCAUCAUUCCAAACGCCGUGUCUGGCUAGGACCUAUGGAAACUGGGGUCAUACAGCAGAGCAGUUGUUGCGCAGACGAGGUUGUGGUAAGAAGAAUGACCACUUCAUUGUGUGGAGUAAUUAUUCCUUCAGUAAUAUAAAAGUGAGUUUUUGUUUUUUCCUUAUUAGAAAUUAGAAUAUUAUAUAUAUAUAAGUAGAAAAACAGAGAAAUUGAAACUCUUCAUGUUCAUCCGCAUUUGAGGUAGGCUUUCGAAACCAUUCAAGUAGACCUUCGUAUUGCUCAAUACAGACUACCUUUCGUCCCUUCAAAAACAUAGGUGCCACCUGAGCGGUUUUAUGUAUUCGAAGAGCAAAGCGCGAACAGUAGUCAGGAUACAAAAACCUUCAAAAAGUGGAAGGAAGGUUCAGAUGCGGCAGGGAGUCUCCAAGCUAUGCAUAGCAACGUCCAGUGUCGCAAUGUCACGAACGUCAGUGUUAUCCCGAUCAUCCUUGGCAGCGCUAUGGCUCUAACGUACAGCUGGUUUGUUAUUUCAUGUCAGCUCUUCGCUAGCUACUUAGCUGCUUGAUCUUGAUCUUCAGUUCUUUGCUUGUUUGGCCUAUGGUUUUUCUGAAAGAACGACUGAAUAUCUUGAUGAAUAAUACAAAAAAAUUCUGACUGUGACUAUAGGAUAUUUCACAGCACCUAUCUCUUAUUGAUUCACAGGUACAGUCAGAAGCAUCUUUAUAUUGAUGGGUGGCUUCCAUUGCGGUGUACUUUUGAGACCGCAGCUCUACUUGGAGCCCUGAAAGCCUGCUUGGAGUCAUUGGUUUUGCGACUCGCGCAUACCCCCCGACUCGUGUCACAGAAUGACGCGCCGUUGAUCGAGCUGAGGCAGGUUCUCAGUCAAAUAUGCGACUCGAAUAUCAAAAUCUCACCUGACGAAGAGGAGCAGGGUGUGUAGAAGAUGUGAGGAGAUGUGAACCCCCACGAUCAUGUUUGCGCUGUAUAUCUAUCAACAUAGUCUAUUCAGGGUUGAUGUUGUAUUCAUCUGGCACUGGGUACCAACGUAGUGCUAGACCUCCAUCAGGAAAUUUGUUGAAAUCCAUGAUCAUCUAUACUCACGAAUGAUGAAUGAACAGCCCUGCGCAAGUUGUAAGAGGCACUUUUGUAGUACUCCUGUUGCGUGAGCUCCCUCGGCGGGGCUGCCCCCCACAUUAUAAUUCUGUUCGGUGAUAUCAAAUCACACACGUCAGUUGUAAGAUCUUUCGCUGAUAAAUCACGCUUACCAGCCCCCGUCGCGUCGGGUGCGAUCAUGCCCGGCGAACAUAUAGUGAAUAAACGACAUCAAAAUGAACAAAAAUGUCCCCAUGAUAAUUCAGACCUUUAUACGGAACUCCUAGUUUCCAUAUCCCAACAAGAUUGUUGUUCCCCUGCUCAAGAACCCCAAAAGGAAGAGAGUCUGAGCCAGUUUUUCACCAUCAAUCUAUCCGGUGUUAUACAACUUACGUAGAUUGGACGGACAGGGCAAAGCUCAACUUCUUCGACUCGAGGAAAGAAUGGUGUUCCAUACCUCCACAUGAUGAAGAGCUUUC
Molecule: messenger RNA, 8738 nt
Organism: Amoebophrya sp. A25
Lineage: Eukaryota; Dinophyceae; Syndiniales; Amoebophryaceae
Source: the annotation of a GenBank genome assembly